Messenger RNA from Vanderwaltozyma polyspora DSM 70294, 1785 nucleotides. RefSeq names its product Vps45p (gene VPS45). Bases 1 to 1785 code for a protein of 594 amino acids. Gene Ontology annotation, biological process: vesicle-mediated transport; intracellular protein transport. The transcript has a single exon. The record is from RefSeq and is a predicted model, not a curated record. Gene Ontology annotation, cellular component: Golgi membrane. NCBI's taxonomy places the organism in Eukaryota, Fungi, Ascomycota, Saccharomycetes, Saccharomycetales, Saccharomycetaceae.
AUGAAUCUAUUUGAUGUUGCUGAUUUCUAUAUCAAUAGAAUAGUUACUUCGGAAGCAAAGUCCAAGGCUUCUGUUUUGGAUAGUAGUAGGGUUAAGGCAUUGUUAUUGGAUAAGAACACUACUUCUACGAUUUCUAUGUGUGCUACUCAAAGUGAUCUUUUAAACCAUAAUAUUUAUUUGAUAGAUACAAUUGAAAAUAAAAACCGUGAUACAAUGAGACAUGUAAAGUGCAUUGUUUAUGUUAAACCUUCGGAUGAUACUAUUGAAUAUCUAUUGGAGGAAUUGCAGAAUCCUAGAUAUGCCGAUUAUUACAUUUAUUUCAGUAAUACGGUUAACAAGUCUCAGUUGGAACGUUUGGCUGAAUCCGAUGAUAUGGAGGCAGUUUCAAAAGUUGAAGAGAUUUUUCAAGAUUAUCAGAUUUUAGGUGAGGAUCUAUUUUCACUGGAGAUCCCUUCUAAGACUUUAUUCCGCAAUCAAUUGCUAUGGGAUGAAAUUGGUUUAGAAAGUUGUAGUAAUUCGUUGUUCUCUCUAUUGUUGUCAUUGAAAUUGAAGCCUGAGAUCGUUUACGAAAAUAAUAGUAAACUAAGUGCUAGAUUGGCUAAAGAAGUCUCGAAAAAAAUAUCAGAAAAUGAAAAAAGUUUGUUCGAUUUCCCUAGAAAGGAUUCCCCGCCAUUAUUGAUUUUACUAGAUCGUAUGAAUGAUCCGGUAACUCCUCUUCUUCAACCUUGGACAUAUCAGUCAAUGAUAAAGGAAUAUAUUGGGGUCACCAGAAAUAUUGUGGACUUGUCGUCUAUUCCUGACAUCGAUAAAGAUUUAGAAAAAGUUACGUUGUCUUCAAAACAAGAUCAGUUCUAUAAUGAAACUAUGUUUCUGAAUUUUGGUGAAUUAGGGGAUAAAGUAAAACAAUACGUUGAGACUUAUAAAAGAAAAACACAAUCGAACAGUCAAAUAAAUUCCAUUGAGGACAUUAAAUCAUUCAUUGAAAAAUAUCCAGAAUUUAGAAAACUUUCAGGAAAUGUAGCAAAACAUAUGGCAAUAGUAGGUGAAUUGGAUAGACAAUUGCAGGCUAAGGAUAUAUGGGAAUUGAGUGAACUAGAACAAAAUUUGUCGGUUCAUGAUGAUAACCAAGAAGAUUAUUCUACUCUGUUAAAACUUUUGGAUUACCCAGAUGAAAAACUCUCUCCAUACUAUAAAGUCAAAUUGGUGACUCUAUAUAUAGUAAGGCAUGGUGAAAAACAUCCUCAAAAAGUAGAAGAAAUUAUAAAUAAACUUAAAUUUUCAGGUGUACCAAUAGAGGAUGUAAAUUUCUUACAUUAUUUCUUCAGUACAAUGAACGCAAGAAAUUCGACAAAUGUCGACCUAUUAAGUGGAACAAAUAAUGAAACACAACAUAAAGAACGUGAAGAUAUUUUAAGUGAGUUAGCUAAAAAGUUCAAUAACCGUAUGGGUAGAAGAGAUGCAAACCGUAAAAGUGGGAAUAUAGCGGAUAAUGUGUAUAUGCAACAUGUUCCUGAUUUAUCCGAUCUCUUAUCUGAUCUAUCUAAAAACAAAUUGCGUGCGAAUACAAGAUAUAAGUAUUUCAAUGCCAAUGGUAAUAAAGGACAUCAUAUGGCACCUCCACAAGAUGUAAUCAUCUUUUUUGUAGGAGGUGCCACAUUUGAAGAAGCUAGACUUGUUCAUGAAUUCAAUGAAACUAUGAAGAGUAAUCACGGUAACAUUAGAUUAAUUUUAGGUGGUUCGAAUAUGGUAUCCACAAAGGAUUUUAUAGAUUCAAUGAGAAAAUAA